This is a messenger RNA of Cornus florida, 1022 nucleotides long. Its product is annotated as glycolipid transfer protein 1-like. The coding region runs from base 190 to 798 and encodes 202 amino acids. The record is from RefSeq and is a predicted model, not a curated record. Gene Ontology annotation, biological process: intermembrane lipid transfer; ceramide transport. The transcript is spliced from 7 exons. NCBI's taxonomy places the organism in Eukaryota, Viridiplantae, Streptophyta, Magnoliopsida, Cornales, Cornaceae. Gene Ontology annotation, cellular component: membrane; cytosol; cytoplasm. Gene Ontology annotation, molecular function: ceramide 1-phosphate transfer activity; ceramide 1-phosphate binding.
CACUAUCGUCUAUUUCAAUCAGCUCCCUUCUGAACGCAACAAUCAGCAGAGUGUACGCGGAAAGGUUCUCCAUUUCCGAUCUACCAUCUCUGUUCCUCUUUCUUCUCUUCUCUCUCCAUUACACACACUCACACACACAUAUACAACUGCUAUACAUAUAUAUAUAUACACACACAGCAAAGAGUAAGAAUGGAAGGGACAGUGUUCACUCCUGCUUUGGAAGGAAUGAAGCACGUCAAAUCUGAAGAAGGAGAAAUGCUUGCCAAGCCUUUCUUGGAUGUCUGUAAGCAGAUAUUACCUGUUAUAGACAAAUUUGGAGCUGCCAUGGCACUUGUAAAAUCUGACAUUGGCGGUAAUAUAACGAGAUUGGAGAACAAGUAUUUGUCCAACCCAUCAGAAUUCAAUCACCUGUAUAGUAUGGUGCGUGCAGAGGUUGAAGCUAAGACAGCAAAAGCUUCAUCCAGUUGCACCAAUGGUCUUCUUUGGUUAACAAGGGCUAUGGAUUUCUUGGUAGCAUUGUUCCGCAACUUAUUGGACCAUGCAGACUGGACAAUGUCACAAGCUUGCACUGAUUCCUACAGCAAGACACUAAAGAAAUGGCAUGGCUGGCUUGCCAGUUCAAGUUUUUCGUUUGCCAUGAAGCUUGCUCCCAAUAGAGAGAAGUUCAUGGAAGUCAUAAAGGGCACAGGUGACAUUAACCUUGAUAUUGAAAAUUUCUGCUCAACCUUCUCUCCGCUUCUUGAAGAGAAUCACAAGUUCUUGGCUAGUGUUGGAAUGGACGAUCUGAAAGCUUCGUAAUGGGCUACUGAAGACAUAAUAUUGUGUGUGUGUGUGUGUGUGUUUUAUUCCCUUUGAACUGUAUUUCUUGACUUGAUAUAAUCGGAACCACAUAUAUCAUUGUGUAGCUAAAACAGGAACUGAAAAGAGCACUGUUACAUGGCAUACUGUAACAACAUAGAGGACUGGUCUACAUGCGGCGAUAUGUUAAGAAAUAAUAAUGGUGUAGUCUAAUGAUUUACGAA